Molecule: messenger RNA, 2096 nt
Organism: Myotis lucifugus (little brown bat)
Lineage: Eukaryota; Metazoa; Chordata; Mammalia; Chiroptera; Vespertilionidae
Gene: MANSC1
Product: MANSC domain containing 1
Exons: 5
Coding region: 405-1631 (408 amino acids)
Source: RefSeq, a predicted model, not a curated record
CGCCGCCGGGAGAGGCUCGCCUCUCACGCCUGUACCGGAGGACCGCGCCCGCAGUAGCUGGGAAGCAGGUCCGGGUUGCCGGGCCGGAAUGUACCCUCCCCCCGCCUCCCCCCGCCAACUUUCGGCUGCUGCGACGGAAGCAGGAACUUGCGAACCACAAACCAGCUGGACCGGGUGGGAGCUGCGGAGCAUCCCCUGCUGUGCACACCGAGACCCUCGCGCGGAGUCGCCGCUGCUUCCCCGCAAGCGCGUGGGAGCCGUCCACGCACGGGUGGACCCAGAGGCUCCGGGGUCCCCUCGCCGCCAGAGAGAAAUUCCAUCAUCCGUGCAAUCUUCUUGAUGCAAACUAAGACCAAAGGAAGGGUUAUCCUUGACCUUUGAGGACUUUAAUAGUGAAAUUUAAAAUGUUCUUCAGGGAAGAAUGGCGCUUGACCUACACUUUUAUAAUCAUUGGUUUCCUGACAGUCAGGCUGUCUGCCAGUCAUAAUUGUCCUACCCAGAGUCUAGAAGAUGUUGUCAUUGACAUCCAGUCAUCUCUUACUAAGGGGAUCAGAGGCAAUGAGCCCAUACAUACAUUAACUCAAGAAGACUGCAUUAAUUCUUGCUGUUCGACAAAAAACAUAUCAGGGGACAAAGCGUGUAACUUGAUGAUCUUCGACACUCGAAAAACAACUAGACAACCCAACUGCUACCUGUUUUUCUGUCCCAGCGAGGAAGCCUGUCCACUGAAACCAGCAAAGGGUCUUAUGACUUACAGGAUAAUUAGAGAGAGAGGAAGGGAGAGGGAGAGAAACAUCAAUCAUCCAACAGGUUAUUCAAAGCCCACAGGUACCUUAUGGAGAGAUACAUUUUCUCAGAAGCUCGGAGCCUCAGAUCACGUGGAGAAACUACUCAAGAUUGGUCCAGUGAGUACACCGUCCCCUGUUUAUCAAGAAAAAGGGCAUUCUCAGAGUCCCCAGUUUUCUUCAGGACAAAGAAUAGGUCAUCUGCUGCCUGAAAAUGUGACGACAGUCCCCACUACAGUAGCUGCUGCUGCUCUACAUACCGUCUCCGCCUCUCCAGAGCCCCGGUCUCUCUUCCCCAGCCGUGCUCCAGCCAUACCGUCUGUGUCUUCCCAACCACAGGCGGCCACCACGGCUCCGCCUGCAGCGACAGUCGCGUCUCAGCCUCCCGCCGUCAUCUCUACCAUUUUGACACGUGCAGUGGUUACACCUGAAGCUCACAUGACUACCACAGCAGUUCCAACCACCAUCUUUCAGGCACCUACAGACUUGAAAGGCCCACCAGAAACGGUGCCCUUUAGAGAAAUUUCCAACCUAACUGUGACCACAGAGCAGGCCCCUAACCCUGCUGCAGGUCUUUUGCCAAAUGCGGGUUCUCCCGCUAUGAAGAAAACGGCUCCCCAGGAAAAUGAAAAGACCAGUUUAGGCGGCUCCUCCCAGCGCGGUGUUUCAGAAAGUCAGCCCGGCCUCCCAUACGAAAAGUGGCUCCUCAUUGGGACCCUGCUCUUUGGCGUUCUGUUCCUCACAAUAGGCCUUGUCCUCUUGGGCAGAAUGCUCUUGGAAUCCCUCCGUAGGAAACGUUACUCGAGACUUGAUUAUUUGAUCAAUGGGAUCUAUGUUGACAUCUAAGAACAAAACUACAUGUCUCUUAAUUCAUGUGGUUCCUAGUAGCCCAAAUGCAAUGAGUUUCUACUAACUCGCUGAUCUUAGGAUUUUUGAAGGUAUUUUAAAGGAGGUCAAGAGCCACCUACCACUUUCUUUUUUAAGGGGGGAAAGAAAGCAAAUUAGGUGAUUGGAGUGAUCUGUCUCUAAAAUAUUAGCUGAAAACAAAGCUUUACCUAAAGGAAUAAUGUAUAAUUGCCAUAUAAAUUUGAAAAAUGACUAUUUUUUUUUGUUUGUUUUUGAGGGAAGGGGGGAGAAAAUGGUUAGGACUUCUAGGCUCCAAUUUAAUAUUUUUAAUUCCAGAUAAAGUCAUCUACUUAUGAUAUUAAUGCUAAUGGAUUUACUUUCUUUUUAUAUGUAUACCAAUGAAACUUAUUCCAGAUGUAUUUCCCUCCAAUGAAAUAUUUGAAUAAAUCUUUUGUUACUCAGUAA